Antechinus flavipes (yellow-footed antechinus) is the source of this 2271-nucleotide messenger RNA. RefSeq names its product outer mitochondrial membrane lipid metabolism regulator OPA3 (gene OPA3). Gene Ontology annotation, biological process: regulation of lipid metabolic process. Lineage: Eukaryota; Metazoa; Chordata; Mammalia; Dasyuromorphia; Dasyuridae. The record is from RefSeq and is a predicted model, not a curated record. Gene Ontology annotation, cellular component: mitochondrion. The coding region runs from base 713 to 1333 and encodes 206 amino acids. The transcript has 2 exons.
GGGUGGUGGGAAGGACAGAAGGAGGGAGAGAGAAAAGGGAAGGAUGUGAAGGCCAAAGGAAGGGAGAGGGGAAAGAAGGGAAGGAUGGGAAGGAGAAGGAGGGAGAGAGGGAAAAGAAGGAGGAAUGGGAAGGACAGAGGGAGAGGAAAAGAUGGGAAGAGGGAAACGGGAAGGAUGAGAAGGACCGAGGGAGGGAGAGGGAAAAGGAAAAGGAAAAACAGGGAAGGGAGAGGAAAAGAAGGACGAGGGACGGGGAAACGACGGGAAGAGGAGAGAAAAGUGAGGAGGGAGAGGGAGAGAAGGGAGUGGGAAGGAAGGACAAGAGAAGGGACGAAGGAGGAAGAGAGUUUGGAAAAGAAGGGAGGGGAGGAAAAAUGAGGGGAGGGGGCGUUUCUCCCCAAGUCCGGGAAGCGGGGUGAGGGACGACGCUCCCUUUCCAGGCUUCGGGGGUCAAUGGGACAUUCGGCUUCGGAAGACGAAUCUAGACGAUUAAUCAGCAUGAAUCGAUCACCUCAAGGAGCGUGACGUCACAGCCAAGAUUCGUGACAUCACAAUGGCCGGUCCACUUCCCAAAGGAAUCUGCGAGCUUUCCCCCAUCUCCGCCUCCGCCUCUCAGGGUGUUGGACUUAUUUACAUAUUGAUAAAGGCAAAGGCCCGCAGCGUCAGGCGGGGCGUGGUGGCGUCAUCACGCCCCUCAUUGACGGAGUAGCGCAUGCGCACAGGUUUCCACCCCGCCCACGGUCAACCGGCUACGACGCGCGCGUGCACCGAGGGCUCGCGCCCCGGUGUCACCCGGCCUGGCCGUGACGCACGUGCGGCCGCCAAGAUGGUGGUGGGCGCGUUCCCCAUGGCGAAGCUGCUGUACCUGGGCGUGCGGCAGCUCAGCAAGCCGCUGGCCCAAAGGAUUAAGGAGGGGGCGCGCCGGAGCCAAUUCUUUCGGAACUACGUCUGCCUGCCACCCGCCCAGCUGUACCACUGGGUGGAGAUGCGGACAAAGAUGCGGAUCCUGGGCUUCCGGGGAAGCACCAUCAAGCCCCUCAACGAGGAGGCUGCGGCGGACCUGGGGGCUGAGCUGCUGGGGGAGGCCACCAUCUUCCUGGUGGGCGGCGGCUGCCUGGUCAUGGAGUACGUGCGCCACUCCUCCCAGAACAAGCGCAAGGAGGAGGAGCAGCAGCUGGUGAUGGAGUCCUUUCAGCACGAGCUCAACUUUCUCACCCUGAGCAUAGAAACCCUGCAGACUCAGCAGGCCGAGAUCUCCCAGAACCUGGAGACCAUAAAGGGGCUAGAGACCCAGAUCAAAGAGCUCAGGGAACUCCUGGAGAAAAAGAAAUAGAGGCUCCUCCGGUUCCGGGGGGGCCGCGGCCCUCUCCCCCCCGCGCACCGGCCCUGCGGGGAAGCCUUCUCGGGCCCCCUCCAAGGGGAUUGUUGCCAACACGGUCCCUCCCACCCUCGGCCCCAACCACUUGUUGGGGCAUUCGCGGCCCGUGUGAGGUUUCCCCUCUCCCCACCGGCCUCCUUCUUUGAGCAUCGGCCAGACUUUCCACCUCAUGUUCCUCUGUCACGUCCUGGGAGUAAAAAAUUGGCCAGUGCGCUGCUCUCCUGUGGUCCUAUCCAGCUCCCCCGCACCCCUGCCCCCGUUGGCGUCUUCUCCCAGCUCCCCGGGCCCAUGGGCGGCUCCCGCCUGCCUUCCCUCUCCCGGUGCAUCACGUCCAGCAAUCUCGGCUCCCACAAGGGGGGAAUCUCCCCUCUGGAUCUCAUCCUCCCCCCUUGGAGCCUCGGGGCCUUUCAGGGCCCGCCCGUUGUUUCUACCCCCGCCUUCUUUGGCCCAUGGAGAUGUCUCUUGGGGGCGUCUCCGUGGAGAUCUCGCCCCACACCGCUCCUGACCAGCCCUCCUUGGAUUAUCUCCAUUCUUGGCUUGGAUGAGGGGGGUCUCAUGUCCUUUUUUCUUGGACUGGGUCUGAGAAUCCCUCAGCCCAGCCUCCUGUUGCCCCGAACCUGCUCCCAUGGAUCCCACCACAUUUCAUCCUUCUCUCCCGGGACAGGGACAGGAGUGACCUCACUGGCCAAAAUCCCAGGGGAAAAGCCUGCCUCUGCUCUGUCCCCCUCCCGGGGACACAAGAGCCCUGGAUUUUGCACAGGGCUCCUCUGCCUUCCCACCCACCGCCCCCCUGGAAGAAGCUGGGGUUUGGGGCAGAUCUCUGGGCCGGGUCUAUUUUUUACCACUGUAAAUACUUCACAAUUAAAGCGGGGGCCGGCCUUACCGGGUCAGUA